This is a messenger RNA of Lodderomyces margitis, 1317 nucleotides long. RefSeq names its product tRNA (guanine-N2-)-methyltransferase. The record is from RefSeq and is a predicted model, not a curated record. Gene Ontology annotation, cellular component: cytoplasm. Gene Ontology annotation, biological process: methylation. Bases 1 to 1317 code for a protein of 438 amino acids. The transcript has a single exon. Lineage: Eukaryota; Fungi; Ascomycota; Pichiomycetes; Serinales; Debaryomycetaceae. Gene Ontology annotation, molecular function: nucleic acid binding.
AUGAAAAAGUACUUGAUUUUACUUGCCCAGGUGUACCCAGAGUUUAGACUAGCGGAGCUUAUCGCGCUUGCCGAAUUGCAUGGAAUAGAAGUGGAUUUGUCUCAGCAUGACCCAACCAAACCGUUUCUCAAAGUUCAGUUAAAAGAUGACAGCGAUGCCCGCUCGCUUAUACAGAGAGCCGUCUUAUCAAAAGCCAUAUACGAGCUUUGGGGCGAAGGUGAAAGUUACGAGAGUCUCCAUCAAAGUGUUAAGGACAACAGCAGGGACAAGUUUGACUUGUAUAAGAAGUCGACCUUCAGGUUUGAUUUUGAAAAUUACAAAGGCAGACAAAACUCGAAAGCAAAAAGAGCCAUCAUAGAGUCAUUUGGGUAUCUAGAGUUUGAAGGUGCCGUUGACUUGAAGAACCCAGAUGAGUGUUUUACAAUACUUGAGGAAUACGAGGUUUUUGGAAUGGAAAAGGCGGACAAACCAAAGUACAUCUGGUUCGGGCGUCUAGUUUCUUUAACUGAAAGAACCGCAAAUAAUGUGGUUGAAACGUACGACUUAAAAAAGAGGGGAUAUAUUGGAACUACGUCUUUUGAUGCCGAGUUGUCGUUGGUCACCUGUAAUCUAGCACAUAUAAAGAGCGGGGGUACUGUGUAUGACCCGUUUGCUGGAACGGGUUCUUUUCUAGUAACAGCUGCUCACUUUGGUGCUUUGACAAUAGGCUCCGACAUUGACGUGAGAAUGCUUUCUGGUAACGGCUCUAAGCAAAACGUCAAGUCGAAUUUCAAGGACUAUGGCACAUAUGCCAACUAUAUUGAUGUUUUUACCAUGGAUUUUACUCAUAACGCAUUAAGAAAAGGAUUUGGUAUAGAUACAAUUAUAUGUGACCCACCUUAUGGAGUUAGAGAAGGACUUCGAGUGCUCGGGGCCAAAAAUGAGGAAAAGGCAAUGGGGAGAGAGAACAAUGUUGUAGAUGGUGAAAUCGCCCAUCUUAGACGAGAUUUCGUUCCACCGAAGAAGCCGUAUGAACUUUCAGAUAUGUUGAAUGACCUCUUGCUGUUUGCCGGCGAUAGAUUGCCGGUGGGAGGGAAAUUAGCAUUUUGGAUGCCCACAGCCAAUGAUGAUUUUUCGGAAACCAUUAUACCACAACACGAGUGUCUCAAAUUGCAAUUCAAUCUUGAGCAAGAAUUUCACAAAUGGUCGCGUAGGCUUCUUGUAUAUGUUAAAAUGGAUGAACUGUAUGCAGGUGAAACUCGGAACGGUUUGAAAGAAUUGAAUAUUAAGAACUUCCGGGAACGUUAUUUCAGAGGAUUUAGUGAAAAGAGUCGAUAG